Aspergillus nidulans FGSC A4 is the source of this 1743-nucleotide messenger RNA. RefSeq lists its product as uncharacterized. Gene Ontology annotation, molecular function: copper ion binding; oxidoreductase activity. NCBI's taxonomy places the organism in Eukaryota, Fungi, Ascomycota, Eurotiomycetes, Eurotiales, Aspergillaceae. The transcript is spliced from 2 exons. The record is from RefSeq and is a predicted model, not a curated record. The coding region runs from base 1 to 1743 and encodes 580 amino acids.
AUGCAUGCAAUCUACGGCAGUCUGGCCCUGCUUUUAGGGCUGGCAGUUUCCAGUCGAGCGAGCACUGUUCGACACGACCACUCUUUUCAACCCGAUCAUAUCUUGCGGGUUACAGCGGACAUUUACAAUGAGGCAUGCUCAGAGCGCUAUUCAGUUUUAGUCAAUGGAUCUUCCCCUGGCCCUGAACUCCGGCUGCGAGAAGGCGAGGUCAGCUGGAUCCGGGUGUACAAUGACAUGACCGAUGCGAAUACCACAAUUCACUGGCAUGGCCUUACUGCAUUUACUGCCCCAUUCUCAGAUGGAUCCCCGGCCGCAAGCCAAUGGCCGAUUCCCCCGGGCCACUUCUUCGACUACGAAGUCAAGCCAGAGCCCGGCUCUGCAGGGAGCUACUUCUACCACUCCCACGUCGACUUUCAGAGCGUCACGGCCAAGGGUCCUCUGAUUGUCGACUCGAGCGAGCCGGCUCCCUACCACUAUGACGAGGAGCGGACGGUGAUGAUAUCGGAUUACUUCAGUGAGCCCGACGACGAAAUCGUUGAUGGACUCGUUUCUACCAACUUCACAUGGAGCGGCGAGACAGAAGCGAUCCUGGUCAACGGUCAAAGUCGACCUGCGACGAAUGCUACCGGUGCAUGCAAGUUGGCUGCGAUCUCCGUCGAAGCAGGAAAGACGUAUCGCCUGAGAUUCAUCGGCGCAACGGCACUCUCCUUUGUUUCGCUAGCGAUUGAGAGCCACCAUAUGCAUAUCAUCGAGGCAGACGGCCAUUACACAAAGCCACUGGAGACAGACUUCCUGCAGAUCGGCAGCGGCCAGAGAUACAGUGUCCUUCUAACAGCGAAGGGUGAGGAUGAGUUGAAGGCGCUCGACAGACGGCAGUUCUAUCUCCAGAUCACGACGUUGGAGCGACCAGCGGUCUUGACCAGCUUCGCUGUGCUCGACUACACCUCGGACGCAGCACCAGAUCUAACUACAGUGCCGUCGCCUCCACCGCUGCCGGUAGCGACCACCGUCCAGGGCUGGCUGGAUUACGAGCUCGAACCGGCCCAUCCAAAUGAAGACUUUCCAACACUUGACGAGGUGACGCGCAGGAUAGUCAUUGACGUCCACCAGAACGUCAGUGACCGGACCAUCUGGCUGCAGAACGGGUAUGACUGGGUGGAAUCGUUUCCCAAGUCUCCAUAUUUGGUCGACAUCUACCAGGACAGGCUCGACCUCGACGCGAGCUACCACCGGGCCCUAACUCGCGGCAACGGCUUCGACAACAUCACCCGCACCUUUCCGGCCCGGGUAGGCGAGGUUCUCGAGAUCGUCUGGCAGAACCGAGGAACAGUCGAGAACGGCGGCGUGGACGCACACCCCUUCCACGCGCACGGCCGGCACUUUUACGACAUCGGCGGCGGCGACGGUCUCUACAACGCGACGGCGAAUGAGAUACGGCUACGCGGAACCCAUCCGAUCCAGCGCGACACAUCGGUACUCUAUCGGUACCGCUCAAAGACCAGCCAGCUCGUCCCCUCUGGCUGGCGAGCGUGGAGGAUCCGGGUAACAAACCCGGGGGUUUGGAUGUACCAUUGCCACGUGCUGCAGCAUAUGAUAAUGGGGAUGCAGACGGUGUUUACAUUUGGCGACCGUGAGGACAUUCUGGCAAAGACGGGACAAGUCGAUGAUGGCUACUUGACGUAUGGGGGUUCGGCUUAUGGGAAUGGGACCUGGGAUCCAAUGGUGCAGGACUUUGAUGUGUGA